This is a messenger RNA of Lutzomyia longipalpis, 4567 nucleotides long. It is a transcript of the gene fz, whose product is annotated as frizzled. Gene Ontology annotation, cellular component: plasma membrane. NCBI's taxonomy places the organism in Eukaryota, Metazoa, Arthropoda, Insecta, Diptera, Psychodidae. The transcript has 4 exons. Gene Ontology annotation, molecular function: Wnt-protein binding; Wnt receptor activity. The record is from RefSeq and is a predicted model, not a curated record. Gene Ontology annotation, biological process: canonical Wnt signaling pathway; non-canonical Wnt signaling pathway. The coding region runs from base 285 to 2012 and encodes 575 amino acids.
AGUUGUUGUUUAGAUUCCGAACCGGUUAGGUUGUUUCGUUGUUGGUUGCGCGCUCUCAGAAAGCUCCGUGAAUAAAUUUUGUAGUGAUUGCUAGUGGAUUCGGUGUGUCUCUGCGGUGAAUCGUGAUCCUUGUGACGUGCACGUAUGCCAGCAGGAUGACCAAAUAGUGUGGAAAAAAGUGGAAAAGCUUACAAAUUAAACCCAAAAAGCGUGUCUGGUGGAAUCCCUUUGUUGGAUUCCGCUUAAAGUGCAUUUGUGUGUGUGGGUGCGUGCGUGUUGGUGCAAUGAAGAAAUUGUUGGUGGUUUGGUUGGGUGUUUGGUGGGCCAUCCUUGUGACCGCUGUGCACCGGCACGAAUCCACGGAACUCCUCGAUGACCUCUCCCUGCCACAUCACAACCGUUGCGAACCCAUCACGGUGUCCGUAUGCAUGGAUAUGCAGUACAACACCACCAUCAUGCCAAACCUCAUUGGGCACACGAAGCAGGAGGAGGCGGGCAUGGAACUGGUGCAGUUUAUGCCACUAAUCAAGGUCAACUGUAGCCCCGACAUCCACUUCUUCCUCUGCACCCUCUACGUGCCCAUCUGCACGGUUCUAGAUCGUCCCAUACCACCGUGUAGGAAUCUCUGUGAGAGCGCUCGUCUCUGUGAGGAGAUCAUGCAGCGCUUCAACUUCCACUGGCCCGAAAAUCUCGAAUGCUCAAAAUUCCCCGAAGCCGGUGGUGAGGAGAUCUGUGUGGCGGAGAAUACAACCGCCACAACAGCUACCCCCACUGUGGGUCCACCACCGGGUACGGGUAGCAAAUCACGCCGCAUUAACGUUCACAAGGGCGCGAGUGAGCACACGGGUGUAGGACCCUACAGGAAUAUUGGCUUCGUGUGCCCGGUGCAGCUGAAGACCCCACCUGGGUUGGGCUAUGAACUCAAUGUGGGCGGAAAGGUAACAAAGGACUGUGGUGCACCGUGCCAUCUUAUGUUUUUUGCGGAAAGCGAGAGGACUGUUCUGCGGUACUGGGUUGCUUCUUGGGCAGCUGUUUGCUGUGCCAGCUGCCUCUUCACCGUUCUCACUUUCCUCAUUGACCCAUCGCGCUUCCGCUACCCAGAGCGACCCAUCGUCUUCCUGGCCGUUUGCUACCUCAUUGUGGGCUGUGCCUACGUGGCGGGACUCGGUGCUGGGGACUCGGUGGCGUGUCGCGAACCAUUUCCGCCGCCAGUUAAGAUUGGACGCCUCCAGAUGCUCUCAACCAUUACACAGGGUCAUCAACAAUCAAAUGCCUGCAUUGUCCUCUUCAUGGCACUUUAUUUCUGCAGUAUGGCCGCCUUUGCGUGGUGGGCCUGUCUAGCUCUAGCGUGGUUCCUAGCGGCUGGACUCAAGUGGGGUCAUGAGGCCAUUGAGAGCCGCGCCCACCUCUUCCACGCCGUCUCCUGGGCCAUUCCCUUCAUCCAGACUGUGAGUGUUCUGGCACUGGGAAAAGUCGAAGGUGAUGUUCUGUCGGGAGUUUGCUUUGUUGGACAACUUGACACCCACUCUUUGGGUGUCUUCCUCCUUCUGCCACUCUGCAUCUACCUCGCUGUGGGUGGACUCUUCCUCCUUGCGGGCUUUGUAUCCCUCUUCCGGAUACGCACAGUGAUGAAGCACGAUGGGAAUCGUACGGAUAAACUUGAGCGCCUCAUGAUGCGCAUUGGCUUCUUCAGUGGACUCUUCAUCCUUCCGUCAGUGGGUUUCCUGGCGUGCCUCUUCUACGAGUACUACAGCUUCGACGAGUGGAUGAUCCACUGGAAUCGGAGUAUGUGCACCAAAUUCAGCACACCCUGUCCCCUGCCAAGGCCCCAUAGGGACGAUCAGAAGCCCAUCUUCCAGAUCUACAUGCUAAAGUACGUCUGCAGUAUGCUCGUGGGCGUUACGAGUAGUGUGUGGCUGUGGUCGGGUAAGACGGUGGUAAGUUGGCGCCUCUUCAUUGAGCGUCUUCAGGGCAAAGAGGGUGCUCGGAGUCGCGCCACGGCGUACGUGUGAGAGUCCCGAGGCCAAAGACUUUUUUUCUCCAACUCACGUAUUUGGGCGAUGUGGCGGGAAACGAAGGGGUUGAGUCAUUUUGAUGAUUUCGGUGCACGCUCACCCGAAAACAAUAGACAUUUCCUCCAAUUGUCACGUUUGACAUCGUCCAGAAUUCAUAACACGUGAAUUUUCUAGAAUUCUUUUGUGAGACAAUCAGCGUUGCUUUUAUUUUAUUUUUUUUUUUUUUUUGAAAUAUAAGAAGGUAUCAAGGCACGAUAUUUGAGUGAAGACAAUUCAAGAGAAUAAUUUGAUCCUGGCAUAGUUUUUAGCAAAAUUUAAAUUUAGAAUAAACUGACAUUUAAGGAAAAUUGAAUUUUUUUAAUGAAAUUAUGGAAUAGAAAUUUAUUUAAUGUAUUAUUGCGUUUAAAAUAUUGGAAAUAUCUUAUUUUUAUUUUCUUUAAAAGACAAUUUUUAUAGUAAAUUUUAUUGAACAUCAAAUCGAAUUUUUAAAAAAAAAUCUAACUUCCUCAGCAGAUUUCUUGAAACCUUCUUGAUGUCUUCUUAAGGAACAAGAGCAAUGCUGAUUCUCUUAACGUAAAAUUAAGAUUAUAAAAAAUGAAUAUACAAGAACUAAUCUAAUGGCGUUGUAGCCAUUAUUUUUUUUAAAUUUAGAAACUAGAAUAAAUCUUUUAGAAAGGAUAUUUUUUUCUAUUUAGUAAUGCUGUUUCAAAGACUGAAUUCAGCUCACAUAAAUCACUUGAUGGAAGUCUGUUAGAUUAGGAUGUAUCCCAAGCACGCAUGUUUUACAUUUAUCUGAAAAUUUAUUCGAAAAUUGAUCAAUUUUUGAGCAAUAUUUGGUCAAAUAUUUUACGUUUUUUUUUACGGAGUUUAAAAACGAAUUUUGAACAAUUUUAUUUAUUAUAAAAUUUUAAUUUAAAAGAGUCCCUUCCCUUUUAAAUUUAUCUACUAUAAAUUCUAGCUUCACACUCCAGAUUUCAUAGAGAAAUUCUUUUAUAAAAUUGAAUAAAAUAUCCCCAUUCAACAUAAGUUUGAAAGAAACUUUUCACAUUAAAGUAUUAAUAUGCUAAUUAAGAACUUUUCCUUCAUUAAUUUUCUCUGUGUUAAUUCGUGACCUUUUUGCCCUGGAAAUAGAAGAAAAAUUAAAAAAAAAAAAAUAAGAAUAAGAGAAAAGACAAAACUUUCAGCAGAGAAAUUAAGAGUAAAGCUCAAGGUAUUUGAUAAACUUCGUAGUGAAAAAUUUUUAAUUUUUGAAUUUUAAAUAAAGCUCAAUUACAGCGUUCCCCGCAGUAUAUAUCUAACAUUCUUUCAAUAAUUACUUUCAAGCUACGUUGAAACUCUUUUUAUCAGGGCUAAUAAAAUGUUUAGGAUCUUCUUAAGUGAUUUUGAGUCAAUUUUCAAUGAAAAAUUUAAAAUUUUCUGUCCUUUCAAAUAAUCAAAUAUUGGCUUAAGUUGAUUACUAAGUCUGGCUUAAGUUUAGGCUAGCAUAGGUUUUCCUAAACCCAAUUUAGGUUUUUUAGGCCAAAUUUAAGGUUUCUUUAACCAUGCUUUAGUUUUUCAAUGAUCAGAUUUUUACGAUUUCAAAGUUAGAAGUCAGGCUGAAUCGAGGUUAAAUCUUUCCUAACCUUAAAAUCUUAAAGGCCUCAAAGAAUUUACCUAAAAAAAACUUAAGCAAUGCCCAAAAUCGUAAAGUUUGGCGUUAAAACUUAACCUAUUUUAAGAAAAAUUAAGCUUUUAAGGCUUUGAGAAACUUAAGCCGGGUUUUAUUCAGAUUUUCUUCAUUCCCCCGAAUGAGAAAUUUUUCCAUAAAACAGUGAUUAAACUUCUUUGCUCCAACAGAAUAGAACGUAGUAUAUACCACAAAGCUCCACUGUACUACCUAAAAACCCAUAAAUGUGUGUCUGGGAUAAACUUGUUAAUAAAUAAUGAAAAAUACUCACUGUCAUAGAAAAAAUAGAAAAAAGAAACUAUCACUAAAACUAAUUCGGUAAGAAAAAUAUCGAGCUUUAUGUAAAUUAAAAUUAAGGAAAAACCUAUAUAUGUAAAUGCCUCAGACUAGAGUUUCCCCUGCUAGAGAAUUUUCUGCGCUUUUUAUGGUGCAUUUUUUCUAAUGAGAAAAAAGCCAAGAAAAUUGUAAUGAAUUUAAAAAUUAAAAAAAAAUCAAUCACAAUUUGUAAAUAAUUUGUCGUUUUAUCAUCACCAAAAUUUUUUGUAAAUAAAAUGUUUUCAUUACAUGUUAAGGCUAUAUAUGUAUGAGACCUAAAGGUAUGAAUUUUAAGUAAUUUUAGUUAAAAAAAAGAAAAGAGAAAAUAUUUUAUGAAUUUUGUAGAAUAUUUUGAAAGAGGUAAAAGAACAAGUAAAAGAGAAAUAUCAUUAAGAAUGACUGCCAAAAAUGUCUCAUAGAAUUUUUAAGGACACUCUGUGUAAAAUUUUAGUUCACUGUAAGCAUAAAAAUAGGUGGCUAACAUCCCUCUUUUUUGUAGUUGGAUUUCAUGUACAGAAGAUGAGAGAAAAAAAAGAAAAUGUCGCAAUAUAGAAUGAAAAAUUGUACAAAA